Molecule: messenger RNA, 1200 nt
Organism: Leptosomus discolor (cuckoo roller)
Lineage: Eukaryota; Metazoa; Chordata; Aves; Leptosomiformes; Leptosomidae
Source: RefSeq, a predicted model, not a curated record
AUGGCUCCCCUGGGACCAUGGGUCACUAGGAAUAGCAGCAUAGAUAGCGGAGAAACAGAAGUUGGCCGCAGGGUCACCCAGGAAGUGCCCCCUGGAGUUUUUUGGCGAUCUCAGAUCCAUAUCAGCCAGCCCCAGUUCCUGAAAUUCAACAUAUCCUUAGGGAAGGAUGCUCUUUUUGGUGUUUAUAUAAGAAGAGGACUCCCACCAUCACAUGCCCAGUAUGAUUUCAUGGAACGCUUGGAUGGGAAAGAGAAAUGGAGUGUGGUGGAGUCCCCACGGGAGCGACGAAGUAUUCAGACGCUUGUUCAGAAUGAGGCUGUGUUUGUUCAAUACUUGGAUGUGGGAUUGUGGCACCUGGCGUUUUACAAUGACGGCAAGGACAAAGAAGUGGUCUCUUUCAGUACAGUUAUUUUGGAUUCAGUGCAAGACUGCCCACGUAAUUGUCAUGGGAAUGGCGAAUGUGUGUCGGGUGUCUGCCACUGUUUUCCAGGAUUUCAUGGAGCAGAUUGUGCUAAAGCUGCCUGCCCAGUUCUGUGUAGUGGCAAUGGUCAAUACUCUAAAGGCACCUGCUUAUGCUACAGUGGCUGGAAAGGUCCAGAAUGUGAUGUACCCAUCAGCCAGUGUAUUGAUCCCUCAUGUGGAGGUCAUGGUUCCUGCAUCGAAGGGAACUGUGUCUGUUCUGUUGGCUAUAAAGGAGAAAACUGUGAGGAAGUUGAUUGCUUAGAUCCAACGUGCUCCAACCAUGGAGUCUGUGUGAAUGGAGAAUGUCUCUGCAGCCCGGGUUGGGGUGGAAUAAAUUGUGAGCUUCCCAGAGCCCAGUGCCCAGACCAGUGUAGUGGGCACGGUACCUACCUGUCUGACACAGGUCUUUGUAGCUGUGAUCCCAACUGGAUGGGUCCUGACUGCUCCGUUGAAGUGUGCUCUGUAGACUGUGGCACUCACGGGGUGUGCAUUGGCGGAGCAUGUCGCUGUGAAGAAGGGUGGACAGGAGUGGCGUGUGACCAGCGCGUGUGUCAUCCCCGUUGUACGGAGCACGGAACUUGUAAAGAUGGGAAAUGUGAAUGCAGAGAGGGCUGGAAUGGGGAGCACUGCACCAUUGGUAGGCAAACGACAGGCACCGAAACAGGCACAUACUGCUUUCUUUUCAUAAAUCGUAGAAACAUAGUUACUGUUGUGAAUUGUAAUAGACUGUUCCUUUAA